AUGCUGUCGUCCGGCUUUACCAACGCGCCCGUCACCAAGUUUCUGGUCAUCUACAUUGUCGCCUCAUCUAUCGCCUUGUCGAUAUUCGACGCCAAGCACCUGGCUCAUAUCUUGGUGGUCCCGCAUCUAUGGCAGUAUGGCCAGUUUUCAAGGAUACUGCUCUGGCAGGUAGCUGGAUACGCAAACUCGACCGAGGUUUUGUUUGCCGCGAUGCUGGCAUAUCACUUACGAGUUGUUGAGCGCAUGUGGGGAUCUAGGAAACUGGCUACAUUUCUCCUGUCAGUGCUGCCUUACACCACCAUUAUCGCGCCUCUGGUCCUGUCGCUUGUGCUGCGGCCUCUUUCGUUCAACAACCUGAACUAUCUACCGUCCGGUCCGACUGCGAUUAUAUUCUCUGUUUUGGCGCAAUACCAUGCCACGAUUCCUCAUACAUUCAAAUAUCGCAUUUCCACCAGCGGUGGAAGCACCGGCCGUCGUAACCCCAAUGCAGCCAACAGCAGCGACAACAACAAUAACAAUAACAAUAACAAUAACAAUAACAAUAACAAUAACCAGGUCCAAAACAGCAAACCAUCUUUGACAAUACUCUUGUCUGACAAGUCAACCACAUAUCUCGUCGCAGCACAGCUCGCCCUGUCGCAAUUCCCCGCAUCACUCCUGCCCGCAAUCACCGGCUGGGCUGUCGGCGUCGCCUGGAGGGCCGAUCUUCUCCCAGUAUCUCGAGGAAUCGCACGAGGCUGGCGAGUCCCCGCGUGGAUAGUCGGGGAAAAGGAGCCUGCUCGGAGAUCUUCACCGGCGAGUGCGUCCGCCACCGCAGCAGCAACCGGGGGAGCAGGAGGGAGCGGAGAGGACAGCGAGCAAUAUGAGAAUCUGCGGAGAAGACUGGAUGCUGCAUCAGCUGCGGCAGCUGCUCAGCAGGCAGCUGGUAGCAGCGUGGCAGGGGAAUCAGAGCAGCGACAACGACGGCCUCUGUUAGAGAGAUUUACGAACGCAUUCUGA
Talaromyces rugulosus is the source of this 999-nucleotide messenger RNA. RefSeq lists its product as uncharacterized. NCBI's taxonomy places the organism in Eukaryota, Fungi, Ascomycota, Eurotiomycetes, Eurotiales, Trichocomaceae. The transcript is spliced from 2 exons. Bases 1 to 999 code for a protein of 332 amino acids. The record is from RefSeq and is a predicted model, not a curated record.